AUGGACGGCUUCGACGAGGAAGCUUUCAAGCAAUUCUUUCCCUCCAGCUUCGGGAAGCAGGAAAAGUCCGUUGAUGUUGAUUCCCAGAUCAAUCGGUCCAAGCGCGCGGAGGUUUCUGUCCCAAAGCCUCCCGCAGACGACGACAGGAGAGAACUAACUGCAUCCACCACAGCUGGCCCUGCAGAAACAGAAAGGAAGCCGCAAGAGCCAAAGGACAGUGAUGAUGACUCGGAUGAUGAUGAUGAUUCCGAGGACGAGGAUGACGAGGACGAGUUUCCCGUGUCCCACGAACUAGUCAUGAAGACGCAUGAGCGCGCAGUGACGACGAUGACCGUGGACCCGUCGGGGGCGCGACUAAUCACAGGUUCUACCGAUUGCACGCUUAAGCUGCAUGACUUUGCCUCCAUGACCCCUUCCACCAUCCGCGCUUUCAAGUCCGUCGAUCCGUCCCUUAAGAAGCAAUCUGCGGCGCAGGAUACACACGCCGUUCACUACGCUGCCUUCAACCCGCUGUCCCCCGGCCACGUUCUGGUCGUGACUGCUACGGCACAACCGCGAAUCCUCGAUCGAGAUGGCGACACCUUGACCGAGUUCGCAAAGGGUGACAUGUACCUGCGCGAUCUUCACCAUACAAAGGGACAUGUCUCGGAGGUAUCUAGUGGAGCUUGGUGCCCAUCUGAUGAAAACUUAUGUGCUACUGCGGGAUCGGACAGCACUGUGCGCAUCUGGGAUGCCAAUGUCGGUCGUUCACAGAAGGAAGUCAUUGUCCACAAGUCAAGAGUGGCUGGGUCUGCUGGACGGACCAAGAUGACAGCCGUCACCUGGGGAUCCCCGAAGCAGGGUGGAUCAGACAUUCUGGUUGCUGCUGCUCUUGACGGCAGCUUGGCUAUGUGGAGUGGCAAUGGUCCUUUUACUCGACCUGCCGGUGAGGUGCGAGAUGCACAUACCAGAGACACCUGGACCAGUGGACUGGAUGUCAGCUCUGAUGGGCGAUACAUUGUCAGCCGAGGAGGAGAUGAUACAAUCAAGCUGUGGGAUACCAGAAAAUUCAAAAUGCCGGUGACAACUACAUCACAUCCCUCGACAUCGUUCCGCUAUCCCACAUCGAACAUCCAGUUCUCUCCAUCGUCGGCGAAUAUUAUCGUCGGCUCAGAGACUGGUCACUUGCAUAUUCUCAACCCAGCGCUGAAGCCCGAGCUGGUAACCCCCGUCACGACGGGCUCCCCGUUGAUCACUGUUAUGUGGCAUGAGAAGCUCAACCAAAUCUUGACCGGCUCAGCCAACGCCGAAACCCACGUUCUUUAUAACCCGACAAUGUCUACAAAGGGAGCUGCCUUGGUCAUGUCGAAAGCACCCAAACGUCGACACGUGGACGACAAUAUCUCAUUCACCACAGACCUGGCUUCCGGGCUUGCUGGCGAUUCCGUGGUGGUUGGAUCCAACGGUGUCCCACAUUACAGCUCCGCGACCUGGUCUGCCCGUCAUCCAAAUGUUGGACUGACAGCCUCUGGUCGCUCUCGAGACCCUCGCCGACCACACUUGCCGCAGGUCACGCCGUUCGCCAAGUCUCAGUCCGAUGAGAAGUAUAUUCGGGAGAGCAUCCCUCUAAGCUCCAUGCGCGAUGAAGAUCCCAGAGAAGCUCUUCUUAAGUAUGCGGACAAGGCCCAGAAAGACCCUAUCUUCACGAGAGCAUAUCAAGAGACACAGCCCAAAGCCAUCUAUGCAGAAUUAAGUGACGAAGAAGAGGACCGUGGUCCUGAAAAGAAGAAAGCGCGGCGGUGA
Penicillium cinerascens is the source of this 1782-nucleotide messenger RNA. Its product is annotated as WD40 repeat domain-containing protein. The coding region runs from base 1 to 1782 and encodes 593 amino acids. Gene Ontology annotation, molecular function: protein binding. Gene Ontology annotation, biological process: regulation of DNA double-strand break processing. Lineage: Eukaryota; Fungi; Ascomycota; Eurotiomycetes; Eurotiales; Aspergillaceae. The transcript has a single exon. Gene Ontology annotation, cellular component: site of double-strand break; nucleus. The record is from RefSeq and is a predicted model, not a curated record.